Mytilus californianus (California mussel) is the source of this 4691-nucleotide messenger RNA. RefSeq lists its product as uncharacterized. NCBI's taxonomy places the organism in Eukaryota, Metazoa, Mollusca, Bivalvia, Mytilida, Mytilidae. Bases 201 to 1364 code for a protein of 387 amino acids. The record is from RefSeq and is a predicted model, not a curated record. The transcript is spliced from 7 exons.
CCCGAUUUUCCAAGUGUAACAAGUGUACACAUAUAAAAACAAAAUUAGCAGAAACAAGAAAUAAAGUCGAAAGAGAAAAAUUACUGAAGAAACGUGAAAAACAUUUGAAACAGCAGAACGCAGAACGUAGAAAAUACUACAAGCAUGCACAGAAGGCAAAGAAAAGUCCAGAUGCAUAUCUAUCAAUCAUCAUAGAUGCGAUGGACCAAUCCAAAACCCAACUGCCACAUUUCCUAUAUGCCAGCAAAUUUACUAGUGCAAUGUGGAAAUUGAAGGUCCACUUGGUGGGAUUGAUAGUUCACGGUAUAGGAAUAUAUGGUUUUUUUGAUGUUUUUGAAUACCCUCAUUCUGCCAAUCUGACAAUUUCCACAUUGAUCAACAUUCUUGCCAUGACAGAAGAUCUACCCCCAACAUUGUAUCUUCAAAUGGACAACUGUUACAGAGAAAACAAAAACAGAUUUGUUCUUGGAUUUAUUACCCUGCUGGUUGAACUUGGUAUUUUUACUAAAGUAAAGAUGUCCUUCUUAAUGGUUGGCCACACCCAUGAAGAUAUUGACCAAGUAUUCUCAAGAUUUUCCUCCUGGUUGGGACGUAAAGCAAUUCUCACACUUCCAAAACUAAUGACUGGUUUUGAAUGCUGCACAACACCAUCACCAACUUCAGUGAGGACCUCACAUGUAUGGGAUGUGGCAGGGUGGAUAGGAAAAUCCUUAAAUAAGAUUAGCAACCAUUCUUAUCCACAUGUCUUCAAAGUAGAAAAGAGAGAUGGACAGACCAAAUUAUUCUAUAAAAAGUGGUCAACAGAUAAAGUAUGGCUUGAAACAACAGAACAACUUUUAAUGAAUAUACCUACAGAUGCACCACAGCCUGUUGUUCCAAUUUUGACCAAACUAGAUUUGAACAAGUUAAAGAAUGACAUACGCACAUCCUUCUCCUAUUUCAAACGAGACGAAGACAAGAAAUGGUGGGAAGAAUUUUUUGAAGAACUUAACAGUUUUGAGUCAACAUCAGAAACUUCAGAAACUCCUUGGCCACUUCAACAGUUGAUCACAAAUGCAAAGAAAAGAGACCAUGAAAUCAUCAUAGAACAACAACAACAAGAUGACGACAACGAAGUGACAGAUUUAUCAGAUGAAGAUGAACCUAUACCUCCAAUCAUUGUUGGAACUAAGAAAACCAGUACCUUGAAAAGUAAUGGUUCUGUGACUGUUGGGGAAAUGGUUCUGCUGAAUUUACAAGAAUUUUGCAAUGAAUGGCCACAGGUUGCACAAGUGGUGGAGAUUGAGGAAGCAAACAGUACUUGCACUAUCCACUGGUAUAAGGUGCAAAAUCAACCAACUGGAAGCCAUGUUCUAAGCCUGUAAGAGGGAAAAAAGGGAAGAGAGAACCGUGGAUAGUGCAAGUGGAUAUUACUUCAAUUAUUUAUGGAAAUUUUGAGCUAACUAAAGGAGGAUAUUUACCUAAACACAUAAAGGAAUUUUGUACAUCUUUUGAAAAUUAAAUUUAAGGCUGUUCGCUGAUCUUGGUUUUUUUUUGUCAGAUAUUCUGAAUCCUCUGCUUUUAUCCAUGUAGUCUAUAAAAAAAAUGGCCAAUAACUUCUACUUUUCUUUUCAUAAUCUUAUUACACAUAGUUUGAAAGCCACUUAUGAAAAUCUUAUAUAAUCCAUGUCAUUUUUAUCAUACUUUUGAGAGAAAUAAGGUGCAUAUGUUAAAUGUAUAAAAAGGUGAAGAGAGAAUUGUCUCAUUUUUCCUGCAUUUUUAAUUCUGAAAUUAAUGCACUAGCAUUUUAUAAGUCUUUUAAAAAACUUGUCAUUUUGAAACAGAUUGGUGAACAUCCUUAUGAAUGAAAUUCAAUAAACCACAGCCUCAUUAUAGCCAUAUUUUAAAAUGUUUUAUCAAAUGAAUUAGACUUACUGGUAUAAUUUUUUUUCUCUCAAUUUUUGCAUAAUGGUAUAAAUAUCUUAAGAAAAUGUUUCUUCACAAAUCCAUGCAGCUAUUCACCUAACCAUAACUGGUAUUUUAUCUAAGGGUCAUUUAUUUUGUUUUUGAAAAUACUUUCUUUGAAAGAAAUAAAACCACUUUGGAACAAAUCAUUGAAAAUUUGUAAGCUUUUUGAAGUUCCAAUAACCUGGAAUAUGAAGUCUAACCAAAUUUUAAAGCAGUUGAUAGAAUUUGCAAAAAAUAUGUCUUAAAAGGUUUCACUAAAAAAAAUUAAAAAGGAGAGAUAAUAAAGUUACAUUGAUCGAUUGUUGUUUGCUUUACAUAACUAAGUUACUUACCUAUGAAUUACGAUAGUAUGUUGAAAAAUCACAUGGGGAGUUAGUUAAUUUAUAAAUAGCCUGGGAUUUUGGCUCAUUGCUUGACGGGCGGAAUACAACGACAGGGUUUCCUCAAUUUGAUGUUAGAAUAGGAUAGCAUCAUUUCUUGACCAGUGGAGAGAUAUAUUUAUAUUGCCACGCAUUUAUGGAAAAUUAUUUUUAUUUUCAUAUGAAAUGCAUAUUUUGAAUAAUUUAGUAAAUCAAGUUAUUGAUUAAAAUCGUGAAUCACCAUUUUAUUAACAAUGUGAUCAUAUAUUUGUUGUUCAUAGAACAUGCACAUGCGCAGUAAUUCAGUCCUGUUCAGCACAGAUAGUUGGUCACAUAGAUUGUAUUACACCUGACCCUAACUAGAUUGGGUAGAAUGCCAGGCUAUAAAUAUUACUAGCGGCAGUUAAAGAAUUUUUUUUUUAAACCAAGAAAGUUGACAAAAUCAAUUGUUUUGUAGCCACUCAUAACUGGAUUUUAACCAUAUUUAACACUGGAUGUUACAAAUUUGUUUCCAACAUAAAUCUGAGUGUUUCCUUGGGUCUAGAAAUAAUGGCAGUUAACUAGAAGUAACAUCAUAAAAAGUAAAUACAUAAUUUCUGUUUUAGACAAUAUCUGUCUUUUUCUUUAUACUGCAACUAAAAACUGUUUAAAAGAAGACAUCAACAUUCUGCAAAAGCCUUAUAGAUAAAAAAAAAGUUAAAAAUCAAACAAGGCUUUAUACAGUAAAUAUUAAUAUGCUCAAUGCAAUCUGACUAUACAAAUUAAACUGUUGCAAUAUAAAUCGAAAUAAAGAUUACAGGCAAUUAAUUUGUUUUUAAUAAUCAGGUUGGUAAAAUAGUGUCAUUCCAGGAAUGUUUGUGAAUAUUGUUCAGAGUACAUUUUUAUAUUUUAAUAAGCUCUCAUAUUGUAUAGUAUUAGCUUGAAAGAUAGUGUAGAAUAUAAUUUGUCACUUAUUACAUGUAUAAUUUGCACAAGUGCAAAAUAAUUGAAUAUUGCUUGCUAACUUUUUCUUUACAUUCAGUGGAAAAUAUUUUGUUGCUAUACAAUAAUCUUUAAUCCUAAUAGGGAAGUCUGUCAAUUUUCUAAGUUUGUUAUCAUUGUUAAUCAGUAGUUACAUGACAACUAAUAUUUAAAUAGCUGUUCCAUAAGUUGUAUAUAUAUCAAAUAUGUAUUAAGGAAUCAGGUGAAUGCUUUGCUUGAAAUAUGUCUAUUUUAUUUAUAUUUACUGCCUUCAAUUUGAUAUAAUUACAUAAGAUGUAUGUUUCAUUAUAGUACGUAAUUCUGAUUGGCUUACAGCAAUCUCUCAUCCACCUUCAUUUCAAAAUUAAUUGUCACAUUCAUGAUGACACAUGCUUUUACAAUAAAGUGCACAGGUAAAUAAAAGAAAAACUUGAUAGUAAUUGUGUUUUCAUGAUCGAAGCGAAAAAAUGUCAUUUAAACAAUUGAGUGCUUCUUUUGGUGAUUUCAUGGGGUUGUAAAAGCAUUGACCGUGCACACAUUUUUAGAAUACAAUAUAUCAACGCUUUUACAUCCCAAAGAAUUUACUAAAAGAAGCAUUCAAUUCUUAAUAAUUACAUUACAUGUUUGUUUCAUUAUAUUACGUUAUUUUGAUUUACUAACAGCAAUCUUGUGUCCUUCUGAAAUUGACAUUCAUUACACAAUGAUAUUUAACAUUCAAGAUGACACGGAAAAUGAAAUAAAAACUUGAUAGAAAUCGUGUUUUCAUGAUCCUUGCUAAAAAAUGUAAUUAUAAGUAUUGAAUGCUUCUUUUUGUAAUUUUAUAGGGUUGUAAUAGCGUUGACCGUGUGCACAUUUUUAGAAUGAAGCGCUUCCGUGAUUCAUACAAAAUGUACUUUGGUCAAUACUUUUACACCCCAAUGAAUUUACAAAAAGAAGCAUUUAAUUUUUAAAUGCAAAUAACAUUUUUUUAAAUGGAAUACUUGACUACAGAAGGUGGACAACUCUUUUUUAAUAACACCUUUGAAGUAGAUUCCUUGUACUUCAUUCAAAUGAUCAAGUUGAAGUACUCAAAUAGCAGACAUUGCAUGAUUAAUGAAACUCUAUCCUUGCUUCUAGGAAAAGGCUUUUUAUGAAUAGACUUUUACACAGAAUGUGUCAGGUUAAGGGGAGAUAAUGAGCAACAACAAGAAAAUGUAAUUGUUAAUGUUAUUAUUGGCAAUUUUUCAAUAUUGCAAGUCUGUAUUUUCAAUGCACAUUAAUCAUUUAAAGAGAUGUAGCAAAAAAAUAUAUUAAUCAACAUUGUAAAAAUAUUUGUUUGAAUACAUUCAUUGUCAUUUCUUUUUCAUGUUCUUAUUAUUUUAAAACUGAAUCAGCAUGUAAUUUAGAAAAAACUAUUAUAAGCAAUUUAUGGGUAAAAAAUUGAAA